This is a messenger RNA of Penicillium manginii, 2139 nucleotides long. Its product is annotated as dynamin family protein. The record is from RefSeq and is a predicted model, not a curated record. Gene Ontology annotation, molecular function: GTP binding; microtubule binding; GTPase activity. Bases 1 to 2139 code for a protein of 712 amino acids. Gene Ontology annotation, cellular component: membrane; cytoplasm; microtubule. NCBI's taxonomy places the organism in Eukaryota, Fungi, Ascomycota, Eurotiomycetes, Eurotiales, Aspergillaceae. The transcript is spliced from 4 exons.
AUGGUGCUUCAUUCUUCCGGCGACGACCAAAGCCUGUCCGACCCAGUCUUACUUGAAAAGAUCGACAGACUCUUUGCUUGCAAUGUAGGAAAUUAUGUCGAUCUCCCCCAACUGGUUGUUGUGGGAGACCAGUCAAGUGGUAAAAGUUCUGUUCUUGAGGGACUUACUCGAUUAGCGUUCCCUCGAGAUAGCGGCCUGUGUACAAGGUUCGCAACGCAGAUUAUAUUUCGCCGAAGAAGUAUUGGCGAGAGGAGAAUCAUGGCUUCAAUAAUUGCGGACCAUAGUACCGAAGAGGCACAUGUAGGAAAAUUGCAGGGUUGGAAAGGAAAAGACUUACAGUCUCUGAAUAUCGAAUCUUUUUCUGCCAUGAUGGCCGAGGUACAUGUAUUGAUGGGAGUUUCCCAGUCAGAAAACGACGGGUUGCCUACUUUCUCCAAACAUAUACUACAAGUGGAGAUCUGUGGCCCGCAAGAAGAUCAUCUCAGUGUGAUUGAUGUACCUGGGAUAUUCAGCAACGCAAUACCCGGAAAAACCACAAAGGACGACAAAGCCCUAGUGCGCGACAUGGUGCAAGCAUACAUGAAAAAUCCCCGCUCUAUAAUCUUGACGGUGGUGCCGGCAAAUGUCGAUAUAGCCACUCAAGAGAUUGUUGAGAUGGCCCACAAAGUUGACCCCACCGGCGAGAGAACACUGGGAGUCUUGACCAAGCCCGAUUUGGUGGAUAAAGGUGCAGAGAUAAAUGUCAUUGACAUAGUCAAAGGCAAAAGAAUGCAAGUCAAGCUUGGAUGGGUGAUUGUACGAAAUCUUGGGCAAAGUGAAUUGCAGGGAGGUACCACACGACGCGAUGCGGUCGAAGGGGAGCUUCGGACGAAAUAUCCUUGGAAUGCCGUUGAUUGCGAUGAUUUUGGAAUUGAUUCGCUAAGAAUUCGUAUACGGGUGAUCGUGACCGCAAAUGCGCGCCAGGCCUUCUCAUCGGUCAAAUUUGAAAUCAGUAAUAGUCUCAAGGCCCGACAAGUUAGCCUUAGGUCCCUUGGACCCCAGCGGAAGACAAUGGAGCAACAAGCACAGUUCUUGGUUGAUAUUCUUUCCUCAUUCCAGAGUCUGACAACACAAGCCAUUGGUGGAAAUUACAGCCUUAAUGAUGCUUUUGAGGAUCUUGAGGCCUUGAAAUUAGCCACCGGGGUGGUUACGAGAAAUGAGAAAUUCUCCGAGGACCUCGCCCGAUGGGGUCACUUAUUUGACUUUAAUAAUGAGCCGUCAUCGCAAUUCGACGCAAGCGACUUUGAUGCUGGGCGCCAAAAACCAGGGAAACGGCUCCUAUGCUCAAGAAAACGGAAGGACAUUCCUGAAAUCCUGGAUGUACUGCCAGAGCCAUCAAAUCUGUCUCCUCCUCUGAGUCAUGAUCUUGCCUCGUGGAUAGGUGAUGAAUAUCGCCAAUCGCGAGGUUUUGAGAUUGGAACUUUCAAUCCCUUGCUUCUUUCAAGCUUAAUGAAGAAACAAUCGUCAAAAUGGACGUCCGUUGCAAAUGGAUACAUUGGUGAUGUCAUCAUCAUUGUGCAUAGCUAUAUCACCAGCGGACUGAGCCAAGUUUGUCCCGAUGGAAGGGUAUACGAAAAAUUACUUUCUUUCCUGAUGGAUAAGCUGAUUGAAAGAUACCAAAGUGCCAUUGACAAGGUCGACUAUCUUCUUUUUGUUGAAAGAUCAACGAUUCCAAUGACUCUUAAUCACUAUUUCAAUGAUAAUAUGGAAAAAUGCCGACAGAAGCGUGCAAGCUCAAUACUUGCAAGCAAAGCGAUCGAAGGACCAAAUGGAAAGGUUGUUCGUAUGGAUGAUUUGAAAUACCAGCAGAAUAUGAGUAAUGUUGAGCACGUGGUGCAAGCUCUUCAAGACAUCCUGGAGUCAUACUACAAGGUCGCACGAAAACGAUUUGUUGACAAUAUUUGUAUGCAGGCAUGCGGAUAUCACCUGAUACAAGGACCUACUUCGCCAUUGGGGCUAUUAUCACCUUCCCUGGUAGGCAGCCUAAGCAUAGAAGAGCUUGACGAGAUUGCGGGAGAGGAUGUUAUACUGAAAAGGAAACGUGAGAAACUUGAUAAGGAAAUAACCGAUCUUUCUAUGGCAAGAAGAAUUCUGCUAUGA